CCGACGGACGGGCUUCUCUCUUUCGCUGAGCGGCGCCGGCGAAGCGUGGACGGGUCUUCCCUGCGGCCGUUCCCUGGAGACUAUGGCGGCUCUUAGUAGCUGACGUUGGCGCUUCUCCUUCUCCUCCCCUCUUCAGCCGCCCUCUUCUCUCCUGGCUCCCGCUUUCUAAGUACCACCUUUUGUGGGAUAAUCGCCGGCGCCUUCGCCCACCAUGCAGGUCAUCAUCGGCAUCGGCGGGGUCACCAAUGGUGGGAAGACCACCCUCACCAACAGACUCAUGCAAGCUUUACCCAACUGUAGUGUUGUGCACCAGGAUGAUUUCUUUAAGCCCCAGGAUGAGAUAGUGGUUGAAGAUGGAUUUAAACAGUAUGAUGUUAUCAGUGCUUUGGAUAUGGAUGCUAUGAUGAAUACCAUCAAUGCCUGGAAGAAAAACCCAAUCAAGUUCGAACGAUCACAUGGCAUUAACACUCUAGAUGCCAGAACGAUAGAAGAUUCAGAGGAGAAGGACACCACCAUCCAUAUCCUUAUUGUUGAAGGGUUUUUACUUUAUACUUGCAGACCCUUAAUUGAUGUGUUUGACUACCGAUUCUUUCUUUCUAUUCCCUAUGAAGAGUGCAAGAAGAGGAGAAGUUCAAGGAAUUACACUGUCCCAGAUCCACCCGGAUUAUUUGAUGGUCACGUCUGGCCCAUGUAUGUCAAACAUAAGAAGGUAAUGGAAGAUCUUCAGGUUGAUAUAGUUCAGUUGAAUGGAACACGAUCUAAGGAGGAGCUCUUCAACCAUGUGUAUGGGUACAUCCAGAAUAGCUUAGAACUGAUGAAAAUGCUGAGCUAGACAAGCAGCUGGUGGCAUCUCAGAAGUCCCAAGAUGCAUCUUUUCAGUAACUUAUUUUUUUUUUUACACGUGCCUGGCUUGGCAGUAAAGUUCCAGCUUCUGUGAAGAUUCUUCCUUUUUUGUUAAAGGAGCUGUCGUGUGUGUCGUCCGUUCCCCCCCCCCAUUCUUAAACUUUCUUUAUUCAAGUUCAUCUAUACAUUAUAUUUAAAAAGAAAGAAAUUAAAGUUCUUAAACUAAGUCUUGCUUGUCACUGGAUUUCAAGUCAGGUCCAGUAGGGUCUCUCGACCACUGCCUCUGCCCUGCUAGCCCUCCAAAAAAUCCUCUCUGGGAGGGUACAGCAGGCAAAGAAGGUGCUGGCACUGCUCAGGACCUGCUUCCUCCUCUUCUUUACCGCCAGCAGCUGAUUUCUCAGUGUCCAGGUUCCCCAGAGGGAAGAAGGAGGUUGUGCUGUUCUGCUCGCCUGCCAAAGGCCUCUUGGUUCGUGACCAGUUUCAAGACCAAGAUGCUGUAGGCCUGGUUGCGGCACUUCUCAGACUCACAGCAGCAGUCCUCUGAACACUCCUUCUCCUGCUUCCGGCAGCCAC
Gekko japonicus is the source of this 1416-nucleotide messenger RNA. RefSeq names its product nicotinamide riboside kinase 2-like. Gene Ontology annotation, cellular component: cytoplasm. The transcript has 8 exons. The record is from RefSeq and is a predicted model, not a curated record. Lineage: Eukaryota; Metazoa; Chordata; Lepidosauria; Squamata; Gekkonidae. Bases 212 to 832 code for a protein of 206 amino acids.